AUGGAAGAUAUCAAGGAUCAUCCGUGCUCCGAGCUCAGCAUUAGGACAAUUCUGUUCAUUGCUGGGCACGUGACCAGACGAUCCGACAGUCAGGAAUGGCUGGCCUCCAUGCUGUCCUCUAAACGUGAGGAGACCCUCGUUGAGUGGCGUAACUUCAUUCGGGAGCUCCUGUAUCGCAAGCUGGAGAGCGCACCUCCGAUGGGCGGCCCUGGGCAGAUAGUGGAAAUUGAUGAAAGCUGUUUCCGGGGUAGACGCAAGAACAACAAGGGGUGGUUGAUGGCUGGCAACAACUCCCCUCCCCGCUCGUCAGAAUUACGGUAA
Messenger RNA from Darwinula stevensoni, 321 nucleotides. The record is from the annotation of a GenBank genome assembly. Lineage: Eukaryota; Metazoa; Arthropoda; Ostracoda; Podocopida; Darwinulidae.